Molecule: messenger RNA, 1134 nt
Organism: Pungitius pungitius (ninespine stickleback)
Lineage: Eukaryota; Metazoa; Chordata; Actinopteri; Perciformes; Gasterosteidae
Product: inosine-uridine preferring nucleoside hydrolase-like
Exons: 8
Coding region: 140-1096 (318 amino acids)
Molecular function (GO): hydrolase activity, hydrolyzing N-glycosyl compounds
Source: RefSeq, a predicted model, not a curated record
UAUAUUCACCCUUAUCUUCACGGGGCAGCCUCUUCCCCGUUAGCCCCUCCUCUGCGUGAAAAGCAGCUCUUGACUCUUAAGAAGUCAGCAGCUCCCAAAGUACAGAGCAGUACCCAUCAGUCAAGCUCCACUCACCAGGAUGAAGAAGAAGCUGAUCAUCGACGCCGACAUCGGGGUGGACGACGCUCAGGCCCUCAUGGUGGCCAUCGCGGACCCCGAUGUGGAGAUCUUAGGGAUCACCUGUUGCUACGGCAACACGCCCCUGGAGAACGUCCUCCGGAACACGCUGCGGGUCCUGAAGGUCUGCGACCGGCUGGACAUCCCGGUGUACCGCGGCUGUGCUGAGCCCCUGCUGGCCCAAAAACGCCACGCCGGAGAUUACCACGGGGAGGACGGGCUGGGGGACGUCCCGGAUCCGGAUGCUCCGGGCCUGGAGCUGCUGCAGAAGAAAAGAGGAGUUCUGGCCAUGAUCAAGAUGAUCAACCAAAACCCCGGAGAGGUGAGCCUGGUUGCCAUGGCGCCCCUCACCAACCUGGCAGUUGCCAUACAACUGGACCCCUCCCUCCCCAAAAAGCUGAAGGCGCUCUACAUCAUGGGGGGAAAUACUGAGUCCAGGGGCAACACCACCGUGUGCGGGGAGUUCAACUUCGUGGCUGACCCCGAGGCGGCCUACAUCGUGCUGGACCGCUACACCUGCCCCACCCACAUCGCCUCGUGGGAGUUCACCUGCAGGAACAGCCUGCCGUGGGCUUUCUGUGACCGCUGGCUGGGCCAAAACACAGAGAAGGCGGCUUUUAUGAAAAAGAUCACGUACCUCUCCAUGAAGAAAGCUCAGUCGGCGGACUACCAGAAGGAGGUCACAGAGGGGAAGGGCUUCAACCCCUGCGACACCUACGCCAUGGCCGCCGCCAUCGACGGCGCGCUCAUCACGGAGAGCGAGGAGGUCGCCGUGUCGGUGGAGCUGGAGGGGACCUACACCCGGGGCAUGAUGGUGCUGGACUACAUGGACCUGCUCAAGAAGAAGCACAAAGCUGUGGUGAUGAAGAAGGUGGACUUGGAGAAAUUCAAGCAAAUGUUCAUGAACUCACUCAAGUAGAAGGACGUUGGUUCACCAGAUUGAAUAAAGCAGAACAA